This is a messenger RNA of Lagopus muta (rock ptarmigan), 5294 nucleotides long. RefSeq names its product APC membrane recruitment protein 3 (gene AMER3). Lineage: Eukaryota; Metazoa; Chordata; Aves; Galliformes; Phasianidae. Gene Ontology annotation, biological process: regulation of canonical Wnt signaling pathway. Gene Ontology annotation, molecular function: beta-catenin binding; phosphatidylinositol-4,5-bisphosphate binding. Gene Ontology annotation, cellular component: plasma membrane. The transcript is spliced from 3 exons. The record is from RefSeq and is a predicted model, not a curated record. Bases 137 to 3073 code for a protein of 978 amino acids.
AGCAGCAGUGGUCCAGCCCCUCUGAAUCUGAAAAGCAUCACCGGAGCCUCUGGAUAAAGACCAGCCUCAUAGCAGGGCUAGGAGAGAGGAUUUCUGCUCAGUGCUAAGCGAGAAGCAGAUGUGAGGAAGCAGCAGCAUGGAACUCAAGAGAGGAAGGACCUUCAUAAAAUCCAGUGUGCAACACGAGAAAGUGCCACCAGCACACACCACUCCUACAAACAGAGAUGAUGUGGGCAAGGACAAAAGGGCUGCUCUGGAGGGAAAUCAAAGCGUAGCCCAAGUCCAGCUGGCGUGUUUGGCCACGCACAAGAACUACAGAUUUUCCAGCAGAACAGCAAGGAGUGGAGCUGGUGAGAACAGCCUGGAAAAGCCUUCUGGAACCUACUACAAACUCGUGAGGAAGAGUAAAACCCACGACUGCGUUAGUGAGGCUGAUAAAAGCGAGCGGUGCAGCCCAAGCAGCAGGGCUUGUGAGGAAGGGUUUGCUGCAAAGGGCAAGGGGAGACUUAUCAAUAGCGCCAGCUUUUCAGGGGUGUCCAGUUCCACCAGUAAGAAAGAGUGUGUGGCCAGCCCCAGUCCGCCCGCCUGCAGCAGCCAGAUGAUCGAUUACAGGAACUUUGUGCCACAGAUGCCUUUUGUACCGGCUGUUGCAAAAACUAUUCCCAGGAAGAGGAUAUCCCUCAAGAGGUCGAAGAAAGGGCUCAGAGAUAUAUUUCAUAUAAAGAAAAGUAAGCCAGAGAGCCUCACGUUCCUGGUUGACAAGGACAAGAACCUGUCCUCUCCGGGCUGCAAGGGUGAGAUGCCUGGGCGUCUCGCAAAGUCCUUUUUCAAAACUGGAGAAACAUUUGCCACUGAUUGCUUGUCCCAGGACUGCUCUGACAACGAGCUGCAGUCUGACUCUUCCUACGACUGCUGCAACGCUCUGUGUGAAGAUGUCGCAUCGCUGAAGAGCUUUGACUCCCUCACUGGCUGCGGGGAAAUCUUUGCUGACGAGAGCUCUGCUCACCUGGAGCUGGAGAGCAGCAAAGAAGUCCUGGUGAGACGGAGCAAGCACAAGGAGAGCCCCGUCAUGGGCUCCUUCCAGGGUGGUGUGGAGCAGCUGGCCUCCCCUGGCCAGAAUGAGGCCGUUGAAUUUGCAAAGUUUUGGGACAACAUUAACAAAUCAGUGAAGCUGCAUCAGAGCAUGCUGUUUGAUAAGAAGGUACUGAAGGUUCCCGGUUCUGAAAGGGGAAAAGCUGGAGGCCAGGCUGCUGCACCUGCCAUGAGGCCCCAGACACCGCCGGAUAAAGAUGGGGACAAUUCCAAAGAGAGCUCCACAGAAACCGGAACGCCAAAAAGUGACAACCAGGAAUCCAUAUCCACAAGCGAUGAAGGCUACUAUGAUUCAUUCUCUCCUGGACAAGAUGAUGAAGUGAAGGAAGCUCAGACUCCUGGGGUCCCAGGCAGAUUUCCAAGAGACAGCUACAGUGGAGAUGCCCUUUAUGAGCUCUUCUAUGACCCAAAUGAAGUCAAAAUAAACCCGGUCAUGGAUGAUGACUUGUGUACAUCUGAAAGCAUUUCAGAACAAGCCAUUGAAAUCCCCUUGUCCAUCUACAGCUUUCAUGUGGGAGCUGAAGAAAACAUGGCUUCCCAGCCAGGUAUAGACAUUAUCAGCCAAGGAUUUUUCCACAGCACGUGGAAAGGCAAAGAAUGCUUGCUAAAGCUCUGUGAUACUGAGCUUUCACUAACAAUGGGGAUAAUAAACUGGCUGCGAAAACACACGGGACUUGUUUCUUCCCCAGACUCUCUGCAGAGUCCCAAAUCACAAACAGAAAAGUGUAAUGACUCACUGGUCACUUGCAGUCCCAGCCCAGAGCAGAAAGUUAGCACAGAGGCUCAGCAGGAGAAAAAGAGCAAGGAAGAAUCUAAUUCAUCUCACCUGAGGGUGUUUUUGGAUGAAGGCAAGGCUGCAACCCAGACCUCUUCAGAAAAUGUUGCUGAAAGAGAUUCUUACACUCACACAGCUAAUGUGGCCUUCCAAGGAAGGACAGGGUGCCAACACCAGGACUCACCUACAGUGCCUGGCACUGUAGAAACCAAAGCAUCAAACUGUGCACCACAGUCACAGGCAAAUGGGGACGACAGACAUCCAUCUUCAACUGAGGAUGAGAAGGAGACAAUGCCAGAGGGAUGCCAGACACCAGGAGGUGAAAACCUGCUGACAGAAGGUUUGAGCAGACACUGUGGCUCACAGAGCUCUGAAAACCCUUUGCUAAAUGACAGUCAUGACGUAGAGUCUUGUUAUUCCUACAAGACUGCUGCCACCUCACCUCUGGAGAGGGAGGACAGAAGUGAAGUGAUGUACCACUCUUUGUCCAUCUGCGAUGAGCUGCUGCAGCCUCUUGGGCUUGGACAUUUCCAGGGCUACGUCAGCCCCACGCCACGGGAGAGCAGUGCUGGCAUAGUGCAGCUCUUGGAGCACUGCAUGACACAAGUGGCAUCGUUAAAAAUCAGCUAUGACAACAAGCACCUGGAAGACAACUGCAUUGGGAAUGACAUGAACAGUAUUAUCUGUAAGAUGUCUCAAUACAAAAACAAGCUGUUGUUGCAAAAUGAAUGCAACUGCACUGACCAAAAGCCAGAAUACUGCAAUAUUCCCUGCACAAAUCAAUACAAUUAUGAAACAGGCCUCCAAGCCAGCAAUCUGUAUAAUUUGAAGCAAAACGGGGAAAAAAUUUACUCUGAAGAGCAGAAAAGCAGAGCAAAAUUCCUAGAUGAAGUCACCAGGGGCAAGAUCAAUUUUGAAUAUGCCCAGCUAAAUAACAAAGCACUCUCCUAUUUAAAAGACUUCACGUUUGAGCUCAGUGCAGGCGAUUCGGUUCCCACAGCUCUCAGCAGGCCCACGUUCCUACCUCUCCCCGGUGCUCCCGCUGCCUCACCAGCCACGCACAGCCUGCCCAGCGCCCCGCAGCCCUGGGGGGCUGAGCAGCACAGCCCUGGGCCCUGGGGCUGCAUGGCAGGAGGGGCUGCCCUGUGCCCCUGCCCGGAGGCAGCAGCCCCAGACAGCACUGCGAUGGGGAGCAGCCACCCAUAGCACAUCGUGCUGAGAAGGUGACUGCUGAAGAACCCACUUGUAGAUAUGGAUGCAGCUCACCUCUGCAUAUUAUACUGCAUGGCAAAAUAACAAGGACGUUGCAACUACAUCAUACUCAACAGGACUUUUCUCUAGAAACCCCACCAGCGGUGUCACAGCAGUUGGUGAUGCCAGCCUGUCUCAGCAGUUAGUGCUUCCUGACUACUUCAUGCCCUUGAAACCAUGUUUGCAGAUGGAUGUUAAAUAAUAUUCUUCUUAAAACAAAAAAAAAAGUAGGAUUUUGGAGGAAGUUGUGCCAUGAGAAGAAGGUUUAAGAAAAACAGUGUAUUUCUGUCAUAUUUUGCCACAUGACAACAGAAAAUGUCACUAUAUUUUAAUACACAGAUAUAUGCAGAAUGAUCAUUCACUUGUGAAGUCAUUUUGAGGAAGUAUAAUUAUUUUUCAUUGCCAUAAUUUUUCUUGAAUUUUACAGAAACGCUUUGCAUAUUUUAUGGCAACUUUUAAUCACCUUAAAGUAACAGGGUUGUAGGUGGUACUCUACAUUACUGUGGCAAGAUUUACUCCUUGGGGAAAGACAUUCUGAAAAUACCCAAACAAAAUAUCAGUAAGCAUAAUACAGUGUCAUAGAAUCAUAGAAUCACAGAAUGGCCUGGGUUGCAAAGGAGCACAGUGCUCAUCCAGUCCCAACCCCCUGCUGUGUGCAGGUCGCCAACCAGCAGCCCAGGCUGCCCAGAGCCACAUCCUGCCUGGCCUUCAAUGCCUGCAGGGAUGGGGCAUCCACAGCCUCCUUGGGCAACCUGUGCCAGUGUGUCCUAUACUGUCCAAACACAUGCAUUUAUCAUGUAGCAGAAAUGAUAAAUGCACUAAAAAUUGGUGGAUUCAAACAGAACUUAGUUGACUUUGUUUUAAAGGAGAGAAAAAGCUCAGUUUAUGUCCCAGAAAACAGCUGCCUUCUUUUCCCAAGUGAUAAACCAGAAAGAACAGGGUAAGAUACAAUAUUAACAUGAUUUUCAUGUUUUGUAAAGAUGUGGUUGGAGUCCCUUUAACAGGACGGUUAUUUUCACACCCCAAGUCUAAUCUGUGUUGGCUGCCUUACCCUUGAACAUAAGUGCACAAGUAUCCUGCACAGAACUUUGUCCCUAUGCAGGCAACCCCUUCCCUUUUGGAAUUACAAUGCUACCUUCAUUAACUUUGCUCACCAACUCUCUUCCUACAGAUUAUAAUACAGAAAAUAAUACAGAAAAUUAAAAUAAAUGAUGAAAAAAAUUACACAGACAUUUGUAAUUACAAAAUUUCAGAUCCGUUUCUAUGAAAUUUCUUAUCUAUUUCCUGUCCUGUUUUUACAAGAACAGAAGCAUUGAGCAGUUAUUUGUGCACAUGUAACAUCAGAAUAACAAUUUAAAAAGGAAAAUAACUACGUACUAUUUGAAAGAGGAAAAGAGGGUUUUCCCUCUCGUGGUUUACUGAGAAGUACUAGAGUGUCCUGAGAAGGAUUAUUUUUAAAAUGCUAUUUACUGCUAAAGCCUUGACAUUACUUCUUCAAUGCAGAGUUCACUCCAGUUUCAGAGGUUUUUGGAACUCCCAGCACUCAGAUGUAACCUUCAGAUGUGAAGCAUCAGGUACUGUAUUAUCCUAAAGAAAUCCCUACUUACUGCUGUGAGUGAACAGAACGCUUAUUGCUUUAGGGAACCAGAGUGCAAAUCAUCUCAGACCAGCAAAAAUGUUUGGGAAAAAUGUAGGAAGAAAUAUCCCACAUACAUGCACUGCCAGGAUUCUUCCAAAGCAGAGUAUGAUACGGAAUUUGAGUAUUCCAGCCAAAGAUGAGUGAUGUGAACUUAGCAAAAAGUUUACAGCAAUUCUUUUGUUUCACUUAAAAUGUAGAAUUGUUGUAAGUAGGUCGGAGUGUUUGGUGGCAAGAUAUUGUAAAUCCUUAGGGUGUGCAGGAAAUGCACAGGAUGCAUGACAGGGGUAUUUCAGGGAGAACAAUGAUACAUAUUCUGACUUCUACAUAGUGGAAAGGAUAUGGAGCAGUGGGGCUUUUGGAGGAUAAAAUACACAUGUAUUUUACACAUACACCUUGUGAAUAUGCACCUAAAAAGAGGGUUCAUGCAUACUUGUCGAGGUCAAGAAUAGGGAAGAAAUGGGAAGUACUGUUUAGAAAAAUUCGAGUAGCAGAUUAAUAGAAUUUACCAUGCAUAUAUGAAUAUGUAAUUACGAUACA